AAAUCUCUCACACACAAGUCUCACGCCACAAAAACUCUCACAAGGCCCCCAAAAAACACUCUGACACUCACCAAAAACCUCACAUUUCAGGUCACCUUUUUUUUACAGUGUGGCAUUAUUUGUUGUGUGUGUGUCUGUGUGUGUGUGUGGUGUGUAUUAUCUUGUAACCAGUCACUGUCCUGUGACUCGUUUCCUUCCUGAAUUGCUGUGGUGGCCCAGUGUUGGUGUGUGUUUAUGGAGUUCCACACGCCGGUGUGUGCUUUUGCGUGUAUGUCCAAGAUGCGUGUGCGUGUUAUUGUGCGUGUGUGUGUUCUGCUGCUGGUGACCACAGAGGGUUUGCCAUCAUCUGGGUUGACUGUGCACGUCUCUGAUGAGGUCAGCGUGUUGCGAGGACAAGAUGCCAUCCUGGGAUGCUCCUUCACUCAUCCCAAGCAGGACCGCUACACCGACAACAUCACGUUGAGCUGGAUCCACGGAAUCGAAACUAAUUCACCGUUUUUCCAAUGUAACGUCAAGAACGACUCAUUGGCCAAACUCGAAUGCCUUGCCCUAGGCGAAUACUCGUUGGCUGGCAACCUCCGCCAGGGGAAUGCGUCGCUUCGCAUCAGCGCUGUCCAAGUGCAGAGAGACGGUGUGUACUUCUGCAAAAUAGAACUGAAGCAAGGAGGGUCACAGACCAAAGAGGUGAAGCUGAAGGUACAAGUGAGGCCUUCAAUCCUGAGCCUGUCAAUGGUCACCAGCAGUUCCAGUGCCCCCAACAGGCUACAGUGUGUGGCAGAGGGCCUACCGGAGCCCAACAUCACCUGGCUGUCAGCUUAUGGGCAGCCGUUAGCGACAGCAUUAGCGGCGCGUGUGAAGACCUCAUUUGCAGAUCGGUACCUCAACAGCUCCUUACCAUACAAGGGGCAGGAAGAGCUCACAUGCCGGGUGGAGAAUGCGCUGGGGCGAGCCGAGGGGACGUACCCGCCAGCGAACACGCUGAGGGACGUGGGCCUGGUUUGCGGCGUUGUUGCGGUUGCACUGCUGAUGUUGGCCACAUGGGGCUUCGUCGUCCACCGACAGAAGAUUAGAGCACGAAAUCGCAACGCUCAGAUUCAACAAAACGAUCAAAGACUAGAGAACCGCCUCCUGCAAUCCUCCCAUGGUCCAGCCGGCGGCGCUAUUGCGCUUCAGACUGUUUAUGCCACUGUUGUUCUUCCCGAUGCCAGUGAAGGCGUGCCAUGUACAAAGUCCAAGCAUGCUCACAUAGAUCAACAAGGUAAGAGGCAAGAUCAUGAGUUUCUUCUAACAGUUAAUCAAUCCGUCAUUUUAUUUUGAAUGGCUUGAAAGAAGAAGGAUUUUUUUUGGGGGGGGGGGGCGGGACUUUGACAGUCUUUUUGUAGUCUUCUUUAAAUACUUUCCCAGUCGUUGGUAAAUGCCAGAUGUUCAAUUUUGUCUUUUCAGAUAUCUUGUACUCAACUGUGGCAUUUCAGUAGUCUUCUUCAUCAUCUUUGAAGUUGCGUGUUCCUCCCCAAGCUUAAGGUCUGCACUACCGGCAAAGGGGUGGGGUCAACAUUUAAAAAGCAGUUUGCAGAAGUUUGAGUCAUUUUUGUCAUUCCUAAAUGGUGGCUCUCACAUGAAGCAUCAGGAUGUGAUCGAAGUGAAUAAAGAACCUCGUGUCAUGU
Molecule: messenger RNA, 1664 nt
Organism: Hippocampus zosterae (dwarf seahorse)
Lineage: Eukaryota; Metazoa; Chordata; Actinopteri; Syngnathiformes; Syngnathidae
Product: sialic acid-binding Ig-like lectin 15
Exons: 7
Coding region: 235-1317 (360 amino acids)
Biological process (GO): regulation of actin cytoskeleton organization; regulation of osteoclast development; regulation of bone resorption
Cellular component (GO): plasma membrane
Source: RefSeq, a predicted model, not a curated record